AUAUGUCUGCAUUUAAAGCAGCAAAUCCAGAUGCUGUUUUUGAAGAUUUCAUCCGAUGGCAUUCACCUAGAGACUGGGAGAACAAUGAUAAUAUGGACAGUGGAGCAUCUCACGAUAAUGCAAUCAAAGGGUUAACGGUUGAGUGGCCCCCUCGAGGAAAGCUUUCAGAAAGAAUGUCUGAGUUUGGCAAUUCGUGGAGAAAGAUUUGGAAUGAGGCACCUCCUUUGCCCGCUUCUGAACAGAAGCCUCUCUUGGAUCCAAACCGAGAAGGAGAAAAGGUUCUUCACUAUUUGGAAACACUGCGGCCGUGUCAACUACUGGAACAAAUGGUUUGUACUGCUUUUAGGGCAGCUGCAGACACACUAAACAGAACAACAUUUGGUGGUUUAAAGCAGCUGACAACCAAAAUUGGACAACUUAACCUCACUAUGGCAGCCACUCUCAGAUGCUUGCAAACAAGUAAUCUUUCUAUUGACACUGAAGAUAUUCAAGACUUGAAGCGGCUUUGUGCAAUAUUUGAACAUGUCGAGAAGUUGAUAACACUUGCUGCAUCUUUUUAUAUCAAGUUCAUGAAUGCACCGCGUCUAUUAGAAUCAAUUUUCAAUGAUUGCUACAACUUUUAUGCACCAAGAAUGGGAACAGGCUCAACUGCCAGCGAAGUAAAAAAGGAUUUCGAAAAGAAACAAAAAGUUGGGCGACGUGAAAGGGAGAUAGCGGCAAGCAUGUUAACAACACCCACUGCUAACCAAUCGUGGAGGAAAGUGUUAAGCAUGGGAAAUCUUCUAAAUGGCCAUGAACCAACCUUGAGAGAGAUCAUAUUCACCAAGCAUGGUCACCUUAGCGAGAAUUACUAUGGUGGUCAUGCUCCCAGGGGUUAUCAGCACGAGUUAGAAACAUACAGAAUGUACAUAAGUGGAACCUCAAAUUAUCUUAGUGUAGCACUAGCAGUUGCCUCUUGCGAUUAGACAUUUCAAGAAAAGGAACCAUGUAAUAUAUAGUCAUUUUUUACCCACCAACGGAUCAGUAGUGAUUUUUUAUUUGGAGAAAGGGUCAAAUAUAUCCCUGUACUAUUGAAAAAUGUUUAAAGAUACCCUCCGUUAUACUA
Molecule: messenger RNA, 1105 nt
Organism: Nicotiana tabacum (common tobacco)
Lineage: Eukaryota; Viridiplantae; Streptophyta; Magnoliopsida; Solanales; Solanaceae
Source: RefSeq, a predicted model, not a curated record